GCGCAAUUACGCCGCCCCGACAGGUGAAUGCUAAGCAGCUCUGUGAGGCAUCAGCCACUUUCGAGCCUAUUUGUAUGGGCGGAAGUUCACACUGGUCACCGAUCAUGAGCCAUUAUUAGCCCUGAAGAAGUCGAAGGAUUACUCGGGCAUGAUCGGGAGAUGAGUGACAGUGCUACAGAGCAUGGACUUUGACAUUCGUCAUCGGAAGCACGAGAGGCACGGGAAUGCUCACGGGUUGACACGACUACACCGACCCGAGAAGGUCCUCAAGAGCGAAGAAGUGAUUCUGUGGAACGAGCCGAAGGAGGAGAGCGUACCUCGAUACGGACAGGUGACGUGGACGCGGACCAGCGAGCAUCCUGCGUGCAUCGAGUACCUGGAGUUGUUGAUAAUCCAGGCUUGGAGAACGAACGUGGAAGGUGAUCUUCUCGGUUUCCUCUUCGGAUCGGUGCGGCUAGGCAAUCGCCAGCCAACUACUCAAGAACUCGUCGUCCCACUCGCGCAACUGGAUGAUAAUUUCUCCCUCGACAUCGUUUCGCAAAGCGACGACAACCCCGCUCCGCACGUCAUCACGCGGGCAUUAGCACCGUAUCUUCAGUGGACUGCUUGCUUGGAGGAACCCGGGAGUGACAGCACCUUGCCAUCGCGGCAGGAGUACUUGAAGCCAUACCGGAUCAUCCAUCGCGCCUUCUAUCCGAGGGAAGAGCCUGAGGAGGCGCUCGAAGGAGAAGAGGAAGCCACUGAAGAAGAGGGCGACGCCGACGAGGAAACGGUGGAGGAAGGAAGUUACAGUGAGUACAGCGAAGGGGAGCGGAGUGAAGAAACGGAGGAGGUAGAAGGAGAAGAAGACGAAGAGGAGAAAGUCGGAUCGGAGUGGGAGGAUUUGUCGGAAGAAGCGGUACGCACAGGCACGGAGGCAGAAGAUCCCGAAGCAGCAUGUAGAAGGGAAGAGAUCGCCGCCGGGAAAAAACAGCUGGAGAUCGCCAGCGGGGCGAUCUUGUGCAUCAACGACGAUCCAACCAGAGAUCCAGAGCCCCCCGAGCCCGAAGAUGGCGGAUCAGCAGCCGCAGCUCCGAGCGCAUCGCGACGAAGACGGAGCCGAUCUCCCUCCCCCUCCUCCCCAACCCGUCCCCCCAGUUCGUCCACGUACUCGUACUGAUGCGGGGAAUCGGCCUUCGUCCCCGGUCAUUAUCCCGUCG
Molecule: messenger RNA, 1199 nt
Organism: Chara braunii
Lineage: Eukaryota; Viridiplantae; Streptophyta; Charophyceae; Charales; Characeae
Source: the annotation of a GenBank genome assembly